Cinara cedri is the source of this 3834-nucleotide messenger RNA. The record is from the annotation of a GenBank genome assembly. Lineage: Eukaryota; Metazoa; Arthropoda; Insecta; Hemiptera; Aphididae.
AUGACGCCGUUCCCGCUGUGGACGCUGAUGGCCGCGGCCGCGGUGCUGGCGCACGCGGCGCUCGGCGGCGGCCGCGGGGCCAGCGCACAGUCCCUGUGCGACACGCCGCAAUGCGAGUGCGAUGAGGCGCAGACGCGGGUCCGGUGCGAUUGCCGGAGAGUGCCGCAGGAAUCGCAGGUACGAAUCAUACGACGGUGUACCGAACAGCGUCGACCGCCGUGCGUGAGGGGGGGAGGGGAGGGGGGAGAAUGCCGGCGAACGCGCGAACAAGGCCCGUCGAGAGAGAGACGUCCGCCCCCGGCUCCCGUAAAUCACGCGUGACGCGAGCGAAUAAACGAUAAUAUUGUAAUUAUUGUCGUUGUACCGCGGCGGGAAAAAACUUUUCCCGGGCGCUUUUCCCCGACGGGGAACAGGUGCUCGGGUUUUUUUUUUUUUUUUUCGUCGACGGCGACGAAGGCGCGUUCUCCCUCAACCCCCCCCCCCCCCCACCCGGUCGCUUCUUAUUAUUAUUAUUAUAAUAAUAUUUUCGAAAUUGCCAUUUAAAUGCGUUCGGUCCCUCCGCCGCCGGUCUUUUUUCGGAAUCGGGCGUGUCGUAACGCACAGUUGACGAUAAUUUCAACGUAACGCUACACAAAUUACUUUUUCGCGUGUUUCGCGUAUAAGCGCCGCGCGCCGGUAACCUUUUCCGAAAAGAGAAAAAAUAAUGUAUACGUAUCCGUAUAAACAGAGAAAAAAAAAAAAGUGUCGCCUCGGUUUUUUUUUUUUUAUUAUUAUUAUUUAUUUUUAUUAUAUUUUUUUUCACCCUCCACCAAGCUGGUUUUUUUAUUUAAGAUUCGCCUAGAUUUCGUUACAUUAAUAAUAAUAAUAAUACAAAUGAGAGGGGGAAGCGGUUAUUUAUACGUAGUAAUAUUUUUUUUUUUUUUAAAAAAAAAAAAGCACUGCCGCUCUCUCGGUGCUUAUUUUAAUGACAGGUUUUUCGGUUCAACAAAUUUAUAUAUUAUAUAACACGUAUUUUUUUACUUUUAUUUUCGCCUAAAGAAACGAGUCGAGAGCGGAGACGCGGCGGCGACACGAUGAUUAUCCGAUGGCGAUUAAUUAACGAGAAGAGAAAUGGGCGCGUCGAAGAGAGUGAAAAAAUCGUGCACAAAGAGUAUAAUAAAUAUUGGGGGGGAAGGUGGAUGUAACGCGGGCCGCGAUGGGAGGUGGGGGGAGGUGGGUGAAGAUCGAUCGGGACAAAAGCCCGGGACGCGAACAAAAUAAGAGGAGCGCGCUCGGGUCACUUUUAAAAAUCCUCAAUGAUGUAGAGCCCGACGCGUAUUUUCGGUGUACACAACUGCAACACGCAUAUGUCAUUGUUAGCGAGCGUCGCUGUCGAAGUAUUGCGAAGAGAGAGAACACCCCCCCCCCCCCGUAAAAAAUAGAAACGUUAAAACGCGCGCCGUUAAAACCGCAGACACCCGGACACUAUGCGACAUUACCCGGAACGUGCAGACGGUCCGCGGGAGGGAUCGCGUAUUGCAGUCACGAGUCACGCGUAUACGCGGGGCGAGCCGGUAACGUCCGUACACACCCGUGUGCACAGGUAAUGAUAUUCGCGCGCGCGUUUUGCGGCGACGGCGGCGUUUGCAACGGCCGCAAAGAAAAUCGGAUAAAUACGGGGUGAUACCGGCAGAGACCGCCAAAGGUUUCAAAAGGGAACCGGCGACACGAUCGUGUUUCGCGACAAACUCCCCCCCUCCGUGUGUGUCUGUGUGUGUGUAUGCCGGACCCGAAACUCUGGGAAUUAUCCGCGCGGUGACCGUCGCCCCGCUGCGCUGCGCCGCGUACCCGUCGGUCGGCCGAUCGGCCGUCGGGGCUCCCGCGCCGAAACAGCGGCACUUAGCCGCGGCGUGUUUUUGUUGUGCGAAACUUUUGCGCCGCGCGCGCCUACGCCUCUAAUCCAAAACAUCGAGAACUCCGCGUACGGCACACUCGCAUUGUGUACGGUACCGUGCGCCGGGUACAGAGAACCCCCGGAGUCGACAAAAGGGAUCGGAGGGGAGGGGGCGGUGGACGGGAGAGGGGGGAGCACCGGAUUUAAUCCUUUCGCGGUAUCCACGCGGUCCAUUGUUGUUUUUCUUGACCGUAGUCGCGGUAUAGCUGCGUGUAGACGGUACGCACACACACAUAUAUAUAUAUGUAUACAUUAUAGUACGGCGACCGCGACCGUAAUUGUAUACACCGUGACGACCGGCACACGAGCAUAAACGAUAAUUUAUUAUACCGACGUGUACACGCGACCGCGGCACCUGAUCGCGGGCCCUAAAACACGUGUCGUCGAAAUAUGAAUUCCGUCGCGCGCGCGCUGUACCGGUUACACGUACUAACGAAUCCGUUUUGUUUUUUUUUAUUUUUUUUUUUUCGCAGAAACUCGUGCUGAAAGCUCAAGGACCGGGCCACGUGCCUCGGGUGGCCAACAACGUGGACGUGGCGCAUUGCGACCAGGUCCGCGUGUCCAAUAUGGCGUUUGACGGAGCAGAGACGCUGUUUACGGUGGCCAUAGAUUCGGUGGGCCGACUGGAAAUGGCGGACGAGGCGUUCGGGUGGUCGGAAAACGGCGGCGGCGGUCCGGGUCAACAGCACCACCAGCACCGGGGACUGACCAUCACCAUAACCAACGUUACGACCGUACCGGAGGUGCCCAGCUGGACGUUCCGCGGCCGGCUCCAUUCGAUAACGUUCGACCGGGUCCGAAUCGACGCGAUCCGGCCGUUCGCGUUCGGCAGCCUGACGGGAACCGUGAGCCGAAUCGAGUUCCGGGACACGGUGUUCGGGCAAGUCGAACAGCAGGCGUUCAAAAAAUUCACCGUCAACGAGUUCGUACUGAAGCGGUGCCGUUUCGAGCAUCCGGUGCCCAGUCGCACACUCACCGAGCUCACCGUGCACGAUGAGCUCCGGCUGGAGGACGUGGUGUUCUCCACGAUCCGGGGCUUAGCGUUCCGCGUGCACGGGCCUAAGGUGUUCCGGUUACAAAACAGCAAGGCGGACUGCGUGCAAUCGGACGCGUUCGAGAUCCGGUGCCGCGGGCCCGCGUUCGUCGAGGACAACGCGUUCGGCCGGCUAGAGCGAGGAGCGUUCGCGGCCAUUACCUUGGACGCGCACAAAGUGGCUGAGUCCGACUAUCAAGAGUUUGUGUUCGAGAACAACACGGUAACCGAGUUCGAAAACGACGCCCUCGUGUUCAAUACUAAUGGGUUCCGGCCGCGCGUGGAAUGGCUGAUCGUGGGCAAGGAAUGCGGCUGUCCGGCAAGGUGGCUCACCGAUCUAGUAGUUUUAGCCACGAAUUACCCGAAAAACGUUCAGCGGCCCGCGUGGAUUGUCCAACAGGCCACGUGGUGCGCGGUGCCGGACGACGGCACCGGGCGGUUGAUCAAGGCACAACAGUACGACGAGGAGCACUGCGGCGGCGGUGCGAACGCCACCGGACUGGGCCGUUUCCACUUUACCGGCGGCGUGGCCGUGAUCGCCGUAAUCGCCCUGACGGCCGCGCUCGUUUACUGGGUGUGGUACAGAAAGCGCAAACGGAUCCAGUGGACCAACGUGCCGGCCUCGUCGCCGCUACAGAAAACCCGUUCGAUACUCAGGGGCGGCAGGGACGACGGCGACGAGGAUGGCGGCGACAAUAAGCACAGACAGAUGGUCAUGCCCGAGGGAAAGACUUACAGAGAGACCGAGUUGCACGUGAUCGUGGAGCGCACGGGUAACGCGGACUGCAAUCACCAAUCGUACAGGUCGACGACUAAUUACCGCCAGCAGAGACAUACCGAACAGCUACCGUUGACCAGCGAUUUGUAA